AUGGCGGACAAUGGCGGACAAAGCCAACCGCUGGAGGCUGGUCUCCACCAGGAUGGCAACCAAGCCUGCGCGAGUCAUGCAGGCGAUAGUCAUGACCAGGAAGUUGAUCAGCUCUCUCCAUCCAGUUCUACGAACCCCCCGGCUGUGGCACAGCCCAACUCGUGUGUCUUCGGUGCUGUUUGCUUGAUGCAAAAGGAGGCAAACGCUGUUCUGAAGGUAUGCAAAAUAUGCAGGUUGUGCUUUCACCUUGUCUGUGCAUGGGAGUUAGCUGGCUCGGAUCGCAAUGAUGAAUGUGGAAAGCAUGCACCUCGUUCACGCAGAAAGAGGGUCAAAGACAAGAAUGCGCUUCUGAGAAUAUUUGACGACCCUGAGGCUUGUAGCAUUUCGGCUUCAGAUGACCCCAACAUCCAAGCAUUUCUUGAUCUGGAAUUCAACACGGUGAGCCGAAGCACUCAAGAGACGUAUGCUUAUCGAAUUAUGGGUAUGAUCGAGUUCUUCCAGAAGGAUCCAAGAUAUCACGCAGCACUCAACCCAGGUCGCACGAACCUGAAGCUCCCAUUGCCAUUGGACUUGCUCCAGGCUUUCUUUGGUUGGCUGUGUGAGCACGACGGAAUGAGGACAGCAGGGUCCAAGAGGAAGGCAGCAUCGGCAGUAAGUGCGGACGGCGAAGAAGAAGAAGAAAAUGCAGAUACCCCAGACGUGGCAGGUCACGAGCGUCAGGCAGAGGUAGCCAACAUUUUGCAAGUAUCAAGCAGAGACAAAGCAACCGUAGCUGUGUCCACCGUGCAGGGUUACAAAAGUGCGUUGAAAUAUCUGUACAGACGCAGGAAUGUUAUGUUUACGGCAAUUGGGUUGAAAACUGGCGGAAGAUCAUUGGAUGACAUACUGGAUGGUUAUAUCAAUUCCUAUACCAAAGAAGUUACCCGGAAGAAGGGCGACGGUGUGAUGCAGGCCCACGAGGGCAAGACAACUCUAUCCAUGCCAGAAGGAAGUUCAGAGUCCGGCAGUUCAUGGAUUUUCUCUUGGGCAUGCUGUUCUGUCAUGUGGAACCUGGAUCAGACCAAAAGCAAAGGUUUUGCACGUUAUUGCAAAGAGGGAUUCGACAAGCUGCAGACCAGUAUCAUGGCAACUUGGAAGAAGCAGGGAGUCAUUCGCUGCGCAAGGGAGGAAUAUCUCAUCUCCUUGCUUUUCUGGAAGGACCAGGAGUACCAACUGUUUAUAUUCGAGCCAACUGGAGGAUAG
This is a messenger RNA of Guillardia theta CCMP2712, 1242 nucleotides long. RefSeq lists its product as hypothetical. The transcript is spliced from 4 exons. The coding region runs from base 1 to 1242 and encodes 413 amino acids. NCBI's taxonomy places the organism in Eukaryota, Cryptophyceae, Pyrenomonadales, Geminigeraceae. The record is from RefSeq and is a predicted model, not a curated record.